UUCAGGUUGCGGGCAGCAUCACCAGCACCACCAGCACUAGGACCACUAGCACCACUAGCACCACCAGCACACCCAGAAUCACCAUGAAGCUGUACGUCUGCGUUUCGCUGGCCCUUUUGGCCAUCGCGGCCCCUGUUCCCUCGGACGCCCUGCUGGGCGCCAAGUUGGCCCUGCUGAAGGCCAUCGGCGGUGGUCUGGGCGGCGGCAGCUCCACGGGCAGCGGCGGUGGCUACGGAGGCAGCGGCUACGGCAGCGGCGGAUACUCCGGCGGCUACAAUCAGGGAUACUACAGCCAGCCCAGCCGCCCGGUCUACAGCUCCGGAUACGGCAGCUCCUCGUCGUCCUCCUCCGCCAGCAGCUACGGCGGUGGUUAUGGCGGCGGCUAUGGCGGUGGUUACGGCGGCGGCGAGCAGGUCAUCAAGGUCAUCAAGGUGGUGGAGCAGCCCUCCUACGACUACGGACGUUCGGCCGGCUAUGGUGGCAACUACGGAGGAUACUCGUCGAGCGCCUCUGCCAGUGCUUCUUCCAGUGCCAGCUCCAGCUCCUACUCCGCUCCAGCUCCCGCUGUGACUUACUCCGCUCCUGCCCCCGCGGUGACCUACUCCGCUCCUGCUCCAGCUGUCACCUACUCCGCCCCAGCUCCAGCUGUGACUUACUCUGCCCCAGCUCCCGCUGUGACCUACUCCGCUCCUGCCCCCGCUCCCGUGGUGCGUGUUCAGGCUGCUCCUGCGGUGACCUACUCCGCCCCUGCUCCAGCUCCCGCUCCCGUGACCUUUUCCGCCCCUGCCCCCGCUGUGACCUACUCGGCUCCUGCUCCCGCACCCGUGGUUCGCUACGCCGCUCCAGCUCCGGCGCCAGUGACCUACUCCGCCCCAGCUCCCGCUGUGACCUACUCGGCCCCUGCUCCCGCUGUGACCUACUCCGCUCCUGCUCCGGCCCCAGUGGUGCGUUACUCGGCCCCAGCCCCGGCGCCCAUCAGCUACGCACCCGCACCCGCUCCCGCUCCUGUCGCCUACGCCCCGCAGCCGCAGAGCCAACAGGUGGUGAAGACCAUCAAGCUGAUCGUGGAUGAGGACCGUGCUCCCGCCCAGGUGUACGGCCCACCGGCCGUGGACUCCAGCUACUCCAGCGCCUCCUCCUCCGCUUCCGCCUCCGCCGGAGGCUACAACAGUGGCUACAACGGUGGCUACAACGGCGGCUACAACGGCGGCUACAAUGGCGGCUCCAAUGCCGGCUUCUCCGGCGGCUUCGGUGGCGGCUGGAAGCGUGGCGGCAUCUUCGAGAAGCUGGUCGGCUGCUAGGCCUUGGCACCUAAGGAUCCUAAAAUCCAAAUCCUAACCUAACCGUACUCAACUAUUUUUUUUCUAGUUCUAAAACGAAUAAUUGUAUUUUUUGUUCGAUCGAUGUGUACAUAAAAUAAAUCAAUACUCGAUA
This is a messenger RNA of Drosophila biarmipes, 1434 nucleotides long. RefSeq names its product skin secretory protein xP2. The record is from RefSeq and is a predicted model, not a curated record. Gene Ontology annotation, biological process: positive regulation of transcription by RNA polymerase II. Gene Ontology annotation, cellular component: RNA polymerase II transcription regulator complex. Bases 84 to 1301 code for a protein of 405 amino acids. Gene Ontology annotation, molecular function: transcription coactivator activity. Lineage: Eukaryota; Metazoa; Arthropoda; Insecta; Diptera; Drosophilidae. The transcript has a single exon.